UAUUGUCUGAUCGUCUGUCCCAUUCUCCCUCCUGGCCCUGUGCACACUUGCCCCCGAAAGAUGGCUCGAAUGGCCGCAGAUGGAUCCUCUUCCCUGGUUUCCCUGACGGCGGGCCCCAGCUCGAGUCCCGGGUGUGGCAGUGUCGGCGACUCUUCUUUCCUGACAAACCAUCACAGCCUCAACGACCUCGUCACAAUGCCUGUCCAGCCUCUGUCCAGCCGACUGGCCGGAGCCGAACGACAGACGUCGAGCCGGUUCGCUUCGACCUGGAACUCGGUACCGGUGAGUUCGAGGCCCACCGAGGCGUCGUCUGCCCGCAGACAGGCAGCCGGCUGGCCGGCUGACAGGCUGGCCUUGCCAACCGACCCGACAGACACGGCCCUCGAACUCACUGCCCACAGCAGCAGCGGCGGCUGUUCCGUCGAGAAGACGAAGAGUCGAGCCUCUCGGUUGUGUCUCUGGCCCGGCGGAGGUGGGCACAGUCUGACCGACCUGGAGGCAGAGGAGAGGCACCGGUAUGUUUUCGUCAUCCGUUGCAUCGUUUUCCCCUUCAAUGUGCGCUCCUCGCAGGAGCCUGUCCGCCGCUACCUGCGGGUCACCAAGGAGUAUUUGUCCAUUUUGAAGGAGCGCUUUCAAGUGAGGCCAGUCACGUUUUGCCUUUUCUUCUCACACUUCUUCUCCACACUUUUAUUGCCGACGUAA
Molecule: messenger RNA, 702 nt
Organism: Protopolystoma xenopodis
Lineage: Eukaryota; Metazoa; Platyhelminthes; Monogenea; Polystomatidea; Polystomatidae
Source: the annotation of a GenBank genome assembly